AUGCAUUUUGGGCUUAGAGAAUUUUUGGUAAUUACUGGUUUUAAGUGUGGUGGGUGUAUGGUUUUUGAUCAUGAUCAGAAUAGUACAUCUAAGUUGCUUUCUCGUUACUUUCCAAAUGCUGUUGAUAAGGUUUUGAAAGCUGAUUUCAUAAGAGUGUUUAAAGAAGAUGGUUUGAUUCAUGAAGAAGACUUUUUUAAUAUGUCUAUGAUUUAUUUCAUUAGCACAUUCAUUUUGUCAUCUCCACCACAAUUGUCACAUAUUCCAAAAGAUCACUUCUUAUGUGUUGAGUCGGGACAGUACAUCACGUACCCCUGGGGCAAUCUCUCCUUUUUUAAUCUUCGUCAUUCUAUAUCGAGUCAAAUGGCAAAAGAUCCGGAUUAUGUGAAGUUUGAAGGGUUUCCUCUCGCAUUGCAAAUUUGGUUUUAUGAAUGUUGUAACAAAGUUGAUGGUUCAAUUGCAAUUCGUAAAUUCAAUCGAACGCCUAGAAUAUUCAAUUGGGAUAUAUCCAAAAACAAGAUAUAUUUUGACCAUCUCCAGAAAGGAAUGUUCAGAAAAUACGGCAAUCAGUAUACAUUUGAAGAUCUUGUGUUCAUGGAUGAGGAGCUUCAUAUCAUUGAGUCGGAAAAUCUUACUGUUUUGACUGAUAUGCCAUUCAAUAAGAAGAGUAAACGUGAUAGAUAUGUAAGGCAAAAUCAGAAUUUACAGACUCAUUCUGUCGUUCGACAGAAUGUUAAAGAUUUGCCUCAUAGUUCUGCACAAAAGGUUGGAAGUGAUCCGAGUUUGUCAUUUAAUAAAGAUUUGCAGAAAAUUGCCCAAGAAGUUGUGAAGGUUCGUAAUGAGUUGGAAAAGCUUGAAAAAAAUGUAGAUGCUAAGUUUGUUGAAAUGAAGGCUUUUAUGGAUUCAUCAUUCAAAUAUAUCAUUCAAGAGUUGAAAUCUCUUCAUAAUGAUGUUUCAACCAAAAAAGAUUUAGGUGGUGAACGGGUUGUUGUUGAGGAUCAAAGAAAAGGAAAUGUUGAUGUUCAAAAUGAACAUUUGCAAGAUUGUGGAGAUAAAGAUGGUGUCCAGACACCAUCUUCGUUUCGUAAUCAUGUUAUUGAUAACAAUUGUGGUGUAUCUGUUGAUUUUGAAAUAAAUAGAAAAACUCCUACAUUGGAUGACUUUGUUAUGCCCAAUAUGCGUGAAUCACAGUUGGUUGCUCUUGAAACUGGACAAACAUAUGUGUCAUCAUUGGUAGAUGUUGAAUCUGAAAAUAUUUGUGUCACACCUUUGGAAGUUGCUAAAGCUGGAAAAACAAAGUUCAAUCAGUUUGGUGUUAUUGAGGGUGAAAACACAUUUAUCUCACCAGUUCAGCAUGUUCGUACGAAGAUUCCAGGAAAGUAUGCCCAAUCACCAUACACAAACUUAAGUGAAUCAGGUGGCACAUCGGUGAACAUAGUGAAGUACUGUUUAUGGAGGCAUCCUUUUGUAAAUUACAAAGGGUUUGAUAUGUACAAUGAAGUUAUCCUUCAAUUUAAGAAAUGGGUUGAUAGCAAAUUAUCCAAGAAACGUGGAAAGAAAACCAGUUUCUUCACUGGUGCUUCAAAUCCAAUUGAUCCUCCUUUUGAGUUUGGUGUUGGUAGGGUGGAUUUGAUGGAUUGGUUUCACCCUUUGGCUUAUCCAGGACAGCCUUGGAGUGAUUUGUUGUUUUUGGUAUGUAUGUUAGGAAAAUCAACUGCUGACCGAAACAUAGACUCCUAA
Molecule: messenger RNA, 1737 nt
Organism: Solanum stenotomum
Lineage: Eukaryota; Viridiplantae; Streptophyta; Magnoliopsida; Solanales; Solanaceae
Exons: 7
Coding region: 1-1737 (578 amino acids)
Source: RefSeq, a predicted model, not a curated record